Molecule: messenger RNA, 3232 nt
Organism: Acanthaster planci (crown-of-thorns starfish)
Lineage: Eukaryota; Metazoa; Echinodermata; Asteroidea; Valvatida; Acanthasteridae
Biological process (GO): G protein-coupled receptor signaling pathway
Cellular component (GO): plasma membrane
Molecular function (GO): G protein-coupled receptor activity
Source: RefSeq, a predicted model, not a curated record
CUCGGGGAAACCAGUAAAUAAGCAGGCCUGCUAGGGCUUGAACUGCCUCUCACUGCCAGCCAAGUUGCACGUUAACCGAAGGCGCGUUUGUGCAACAAAUGAACACGACAAGUCUUUUGAUGCUGCAAUGAUCCUUGCACUCACUUCGGGCAGCACUGCGUUAGACUUUCGCCGUCGAAAUUUUGAAGUACCUGCGCUCGCAGCGAAGUCCGCAGCAAGUAUAUGUACACCAAAAGCCAUUCGCACUGCAGCAAAGACGUGACUGAAUUCCAUUUCAGCGGCAGAGUUGAAAUGGCCUCAAGGACCAUAAUCUUUGGUGUGACGGAAGAUUGGCAGAAAACCAUGCUGAGUGAAGAUGGUUAAGACUGCUUGCUGUCGACUCUCUAAAGACUAAACGAACAGGAUCAUAACAAUGGUUUAUGAUUAAGUGCAUUUGUUCAGCGUCCAGAACGAAAAACUCACUAUGUGUCGCUUUGAAAUGAGUCUGCUCCUAUAAACGUUUAAGCAAACGACUUCAGGAGCAAUGCCGAAUCCAUAACAUAAAAGGAGCAGGGACUAUCGUAAGAACAAAGAACCCAAAUGCUCUCAAUUUUGAUGCCAACAUCUGCUUCAGGAACAGACAUUCACCGCAGUAAAUAUGUCAUUCACUGACCAACUCACGGGCUCUGGGACCAACCAGAUAUCAACCAGCGAUGCCCCGUUGCCGUGGGUCCUGCCCCCCGGCGAGGUGGCCUUCCGCGUCACGCUUCUCCUCUUGAUCUGCAUCGUCGGGGUAACGUCCAACGCGCUGAACGGACUGAUGCUACUCAAGUCCAAGCGCCCCGGCACCACCAUGCAUCUCUUGAUGUUCAACCUGGUGGUAGUGGACAUGACCAUGACCCUCGCCUGCAUUCCGUUGUCUGUUUUCUUCACAGCAAGCAACGGGGACGUCCAUGUCCCAAACGAACUCUGCAAGGCAGCCGCCUACAUGCUGAGCACGCUGAUCGUCGCCUCCUUGCUCACCCAGUCGGCAAUCAGCGUGAUCCGGACGCUGGCCAUCAUGCUGCCCGAGGCACUUCAGCGGCGACUACCGCCUGCCACCGCCUACAAAAUCAUUGCCUUUGUCUGGUUGCAGUCCUCCCUGACAACGCUAAUGCCCUUCCUGAGUCACGACAAUGUUGUGGAUGACCUCUUUACCUACGAGCCACGCUUCAUGGCCUAUGCAAUAUCUGACGACCAUACAGGGAAAGCUCAAAGUAUUCUAUUUUCUGUCAUCGGCUACCUCCUGCCACUUACCAUCAUCUGCAUCAGCUAUGUGACCCUUUAUGUCUCGCUCCGACGACACCUGAAGAAGAAUUUCCUGACACAGGAUCGCCAGAGCCGCCACAUGUACACAGUUCAGAUGAAGGUGCAGGUCAAAGUGGGCUUUCUGGUCGUCUUCGUAGUCUCCAGCACCAUUCUCAUCUGGGUCCCGCUCUACAUAGUGUCGUCACUCUCCCUGAUUGACCUGGCCGAGUUCCAGUCGCUGAGCCGCAACGCCUCGGCGGUGCUAACAUUCGGCACCUCCUCGCUCAACCCCGUCAUGUACGGGUUUAUGAACACAUCGCUCCGGCAGGAGUUCAAGGUGUAUCUGGCAGCCAAACACCCCAAGCUUCUCGCGCUGCUUGGCAAGAUGACAUGCUGUCGGUGCUGUUGCAAAAGGAAAUCCAAGGUGGACGCGGUCAUCGUGAUUCCGAGGGAGCAGGUCCAGAAGUCUCACGGGCAAGGUAACAGGGAUGUUGAUGAGCCGGUUGCUAUCUCCAGCCAUUUAGUGCUACAGAUUAACCACGAAAUUAGCUUGAAACGGCAGUCGGUUUUUUCCAUCAAACACCCAACAGACCUAACGGAGACCAGCAAUGUUAAGCACCAACACAGGGACGUAAUGACAGGGGCCAGAGGUGUCACUCCUCCGCUACUCAAGAGAUGCUCCUGGUCCCAAUCCCUGGCCCAUAACGCAAGGCGGUUCAGUGACAAGGUAUCGAGGCGCCGUAGCGGUUCAGACAGUACCACUGACUGUCGGAGACAGCUACCCCUGCUGGACCUACAAGCUGUCUCCCGACUCAGAGAAGAAAGUCGUGGACUGAAUAAUCACGACACGCGGUAUCCACCCAAGAUACACAGAGACUCCGAUCUAGAAAGUUUAUGUGCACAGGCGACCAAUGACCCUAAAGCCAAAUACCACAUGCGCACCUUGUCAGGACAGCCGCUAACCCCCCAAAAGAAACAGUCCUUCCCGGGCCGUAAAGACGGAUCUGUGGUCGCUGUGUCGCGGUGCCUCAAGAAGCAGCCGGUGAUCGGGGACAUUGUGAAGGUCCGGCGGGUGUUCAUCGAGGAAGUCACGCUGGUUUCUGGCAGCUAUCCAGACUCAGUUGUCGACGACGGGGAUCAGGGUGUUGGACACCCGCAAAAAUCGCUGUCGUUGCGCAGGGAAUCCGUGUCUUCGGCCGAUUCUCAGCUUGUCACUUCCACGACGGUGAAAACAAGCGGGGAUGUCUACACUACGACGACGGUACAAUUACCAGGAUGCAUAUAAAAAAUUAUAGGCACAUACCAGAGGUAUAGUUUCGAGACAGGAUCACCUAUAGAACAUCUCAUAGAACACGUCUCCCGUAACAUGGCCUAUACGCUUCACACAGAUGCUUUUAUAAAGCAAACAAAAUCACUACGAAGCCGAGGGAAAUCAGCAAAAAAACAAGUGACAAUUGAACGUGUUUUCUUAAAAACACAGACUAAUCCUAGAUAACAAUUCAGGAAUGCCGGGUGGGGGAAAUGGGGCCCUCAAAUUAUGAUAAUUCUUACAAUCGUCAUUCUCGGUAUUGGACGUUGGUCGUUUGAUUGUUUUAUUUGCUUGUCAGUUCUCAUUCAACUACAUGUACUGCUUUAAAGAAAAAGUCUUCAUUGUCACAAUUCUGAUUGUAUUUUGUGUCACGAAAAUGUCUGAAAAAGUAAAGUUUCUGUUACUCUGAAAACAAACUGACAGCAUUGGGUGUAGUUAAAGCAAAUCUAUUCGUUGCAUGUAUCUCUUCUCUUUAUCAUCUGCUGAAAGUAUUUUCGUCAGUAAAAAGUCUUUUGCAAAUACGUCAUCAUGCCAUGAGGGAAAGUGCAACGAUGUCAAACGUGCCAAUGCAUAACGCACCCCAUUCUACCACGUGUAAAGGAGGUUUUGACUGCCAUGAAAUGGAUGCUAAUGACGUUACGUUGGUUAUUCAGAGUG